GAGAGAAAUAGAGAGAGACAGAGACAGAGAGACUGAGAGAGACAGUCGGGAAAGGAAGAGAUUUCUGAUUUUACUGUGCUCUCUGAGUUCUCUGUUUUCUCUUUGAGAUCCUUUUUGGUUUGCUAAUGGCACUCAGAAUGUGAUCUAUGGUGCCACUCAGACUAACACUGAUACAAUUGAGCUCUGCUUUCUCCCUCUUGUUCAUGCCAUUGAUUAUUGCCUCUUCUCUUAUGCUGGGUAUUGAUCGGAUAUGUCUUAAAGAACUGAGCUAUAUCAUUUUAUCAUUAAGCAGGCUCCAAGUGUUCAUAUAGAUUGAGCUUCUUGCCCUUUUAAUUGAGUUAGUUAUGUCCAUCUUUUGUCGUAUUGCAGAGUAAUUAGAGAGAGGAGUCGGUGUGAAGAACCCCAGAGAAGCGAGGUUCUGUAAAAUUUUUCUCUGUCUUUUAGGUAGCAGCCAAGAGAAAUACAGACAGUCCAUCCUAGAUAGAAGUAUUUAGUUGUUAUUUAGGCAGCAGUAGAGUAGAACCUGGGAUUUUUGCCAUCUUCAUACAGAAAAAUCCAAGCAUGGAAACCUGUUCAGCUUGUCUGUAGGCAAUCAGGAAGAACGUCCCUUCUUUGAGAAGCCCUGUCUUGUUGAAGUUGUCCAAUUUACUUUCCUGUCUGUUAUUAGACAUGUGUAAAAAUAACAAGAUAGCUCUCAAAGAGGAAGACGGUGUGAAAUUUAAAAAGAGGGAAAGUAACAAGUUGGAAUUAAAGAAUUAAAGAGAUUUAUUUUCUCCUUUUCUUUAAACUCUUUGCAAAAUUAAUGAAUAGGAACUUGUUGUGUUUUUUGGAGCAGAUGAUUGAUGCCUUUCCUUUAAACUGGUAACAUUUUCCCACAAUUUUGAGCAAUCCAUACAUUCUAUGAAAAAAAUAUAUAUUUAGAGUGAGCUAGUGGUAUAAAGGUCCUCCUAAUGAAUGGUACCAUGUGUUUCAUCAGUCUUCCUGGCUCCCACCCAUGGAAAAGUUUUUAUUUCUCAUCAGCUCCACAGUGGGAGUUAAACAAAUAACUUUAAGUUAAAGGAAAGUUUUCUAGCCAAUAGUGAUAAUAUCAGUGCUUUAAAGAAAAUCAGAAUGAUAAAUCAGAAUAAAAUUUUAUUAGAUGAUGGUGGUAAAGUGAAAGUGUUGAAAUGUUGUUGCUUAAAAUGUAAAUUACAUGCAUCAUAAAAGUUUUAUGAUUAUUCCAACAUGUUGACAAAACUUAAGUAGAGAAAAUUCCUUUUAGUGAUACUAGGGUACUUAUUUUUUAAAGUCUAUUUGUUUAAAAAAAUCCAAUAAUCCAGAAAUUUUAUCUAUUUCUAAUUUUUUGAUAGACAUCCAUUUUAGUCUCCAUAUCCCUAAUAAAUAUGUGUCUAGUAUACAGUAGGAACUUAAUAAAUGUUUAAUGAAUUAAAUUCAUAUAAAAUCAAAUAAAGCUGAAUAUUUUUUCUCUCAAAGCCUUUUUCACUUUGGUACCUUGGUAAUGAAAGUAUGAUCCAUGGCUGUGGUGACUUAAUUAAGCACCAUUCAUUUUAGGACUCCUUCUUUAUAUUAAAAACAGAGAUUAAGAACAUAUUAAGGCCUUUUGAAACUUCUAUGCUUGGAGGAUAAAUUUUUUCUUUAAAUGAAAUGAUUCCUACUUUUUGUCACUGACAUGAAGGAUAAACAAAUGUAGGUAAACCGUGACCAGAGAAGGUGUUUAAUUUUGAUGAUACAUAGGAAUAAUGAGUGGACCUGGAGAGUAGUCAUUUAAGCAUUUCCUUUUCAAAAUCAAUAUCAUUGUUUAUUUGAUUACUGUUCCCAGAAUAAUACAUGGAGCAUCGUGAGAUACUCCCAUGAUGAUAGCACAGGAAGGAAAAUAUCUAUAGGUAUAGUAGACUGCUAUAUAGAGUUUCACUUAUACAGUUACAAACAAAGAUGCUUCUGGACCAGGAUGAAAUUUCCUAGUUGGGUAGAUUAAGUUUGACUCGUGCUGUGUCCUGAGAUACACAAGUUUUGGCCAAAGUAGCUCUGGAAACGGGAUGAUGGUUGGCAAUAAUGACAGAAAAAUGACAAGACUGAAAAAUGGCAGGACAGGCUGGGUAGAUGGAUCGAUGGAAUGGCAGCCAUUAGAGGGAAAGUUGGUGGGAAUAUUCCAAUUUGAAAAUGUGGCAGCUCAGUGUUUAAGUCAAAGGACAGAUGAGAGAAAGCAGGAAUGGCAGUGGUUUGCUAGAGAUUCCCUUCUUUUAGAACUUUUCAUUAUUAAGGUAGUCACAGAAAAAUCUCCUUUGUUUUCCACCAGCGAUUCAAUAAUAUUUAUUGGGUCUACAGUUUAUACAGGGCCACUCCUAACGUCCUAUUGAGAAUGUAAUGGAGUGAUUUGGAAGGUUCUAGUCCAUAUUGCAAAGGAGGAAUUUUUUUUUGGUUUAAAUUUCCUGAUUGCUAGGGCAUAUUCAUCUAUUCAUCGUGGUUGUUCAUUUGAUAUUCACCUCUUUUCCUGGGUUAUGAUAGCAUCAUCUAGGAAGCUUCCUGGAUCAUAGACCCUCAUAUAUAACUAACUUUGAGUGAAUUAUUCACAGUGCUACCAGAAAAAUAAACAACUCUUUCAUCAGCUUAGUAAUUUCUUAUUAAUAUGCAUAGAUGCGAUGGAACCACUUUCUUCAUUCCUUCAUUUCCCAUAGGACCCCUUAAGCAAAAAUUGUUUUUCUGUACAUUUUACACUUUAAAGAUACAACUUCCUGCUCAUUAAUAACAAGAUGGCUCUUUUCCAUCUAUUGCAUUUCUUCUAUUUUGUUGACAUCUCCACUUUGCCUCAUAAUUAUAGGAAACCAGCUGUUGUAUAAGACCAGAAUAUGCCGAGUUAUAUUUUAGUUUGUCAAUUAAAUUGGCUUGGGAAUGCUUAGCUCUUAAAACACAACUACUGAAUGAGGCAGAUUUGAUAUUUUACUUUUUAAAAUUAAUUAUUUAAAAUAAGAUUAAUCAAAAGAUUGCAUGUAAUAGUAGUGGACCAAUCUCCAGUUAUCAGACUGAUAUGGGAUGACAUGAAAACAUCUUACAUUUGAGGAUUUGGAUGGACCCUUUACAUAUUUUAACUAAUUUUGUCCUCAUAAAAUAUUUAUUAUAAAUUUUUUCCAAAUAAGUUUUUUUUAUCAUACACAACAUAGAAAAAGAAGUAGCUGUGUUUCCUUAUUAAUUCCGAGUUACAUCUUUUAGUUUUUGAAUUCUAAAGGUCAGGUAUAGGAAACUCCUUGUAGGAAAAUGCUACACUUUUGGAAUUGAUCUUCUGCAGUGGCAUCAGAACUGUCCUUUGUCCUGUAAACUUUUAUUUAUAAACAUUGAUCCAUGAAACCAUCCCAGCAGCAUGAAGUACAUUUCCUUGGGGAGGUCAGGAACAGGUUCUAAUGUUAUCAUAAACAGGAAAGAUUAGCAAUCAACCUUUGCUGCAGUAUUUGAUGCCUGUGUGCCUGAGUCAAGCAAUUUUCCAGACUGUUACCAGUACAAAGGAAAGGGCUUCUAAGGAGGUCACUCUCAGUAUUAGCAGAAAAACAUUGUCUUCUUAGGUUCUCUCUUAUACAAAAACAAGUCAUUCAGUGGAGGAAAUGGCUAGUUGUAGUAAUUCUUAAAGGAUGUGCCAGCUUCAAAGGUAAACUUCUAUAACAAGAUUCUCAUGUAUCUCCCCAUUAUGUGGAAAGUCCUCAGAUGGCAAGAAAUUCUGCAAGGGUUACUGGCUUUCAUUUGGAUCUCCAUGCAACGUUGUUUUAGAUGUCUUUUUCUCAGGCUCUGUCUUAUUUUCAUUACAACGGAUACCAAGGAUAGCCCAGAAAGUGAUCUUAUUCUGAUUUCUCAGAGAGCAACUAAAAGUUAUUUUUAUUUUAACACGUGCUUUGAAGUCUAAUCUGAAUGAAAAGGGAUUGGUUGAUUGACCAAAGAAAAAUCACUUGGUGGUUUUCAUCAGUCUAUUCUAACUGGCUUGAAAGGAUCCCCUGCUCACCAGGUCCUAUUCUUUUCCUGAACCAGUGCUUAGAGUGUGUGAUGACCUUGGCCACUGGCUUACCAUCAUUACACAGAUCUUUGGACGAAUAGUCUGUAAUUCUUUUUUUUUUAAGCAAUGACUUACUCUUGGGCCAGUCAUAACUAUGAGAGCAGCAUCUAUAUUGAAUGUUUGAAAUGAGACAUUCUUUGAACAUCAUCCUAGUGAGACACUCAAAGGAUGGACUUAAUAAGGUAACAUUUACAGGAAAUAAUGUUGAAGCCUACACUUAAAAGCAGCCCUUGCACAACUACAAUUUGAAGGACAUACGGUGAUAGUAAAGCUCUCUGGGUUUAGUGGACUGUGAACUCAAUAGACAUUAAUAGUCAGAUAUAGCAGCUAAGUCUAGAUAAUGUGUGGAUGGCCUUUAAAAUCCUUAAAAAUGACAUCCAUUUUCCUUAUUAUUUAUAAAAUAGACAUGAUUUUAGGCUGCAUUCACAUGGGAGUGGUCACAGAUGCUUUGAUCUCUCCCCAUCCAUUCAAAUAUACAUAUAUGCAUUUUUUGAAUUUCAAGUGUCAUGUUUUGGGAAAGACAUCAUCAAAUUGAAAAACAUUUUCAGGAGUUAAACUAGGAUGGAGCUAUGGAUAGUGCUAGAUUUAUCAUCUAGCAUGCUUAGGGUCAAGGAAGUGUGUUUCUUGCCUUUACGUGUUGCAAGAACUUCAUUUUAUCACAUGUAUUCUUGGUUGGCUUCACAGGACAAUUUAGAAAUCUGGAGGUUGCAAUCACAGGGAGGCAGAAAUUUGCCUGGUAGAAGGAAAACUUACUAAAAUUUGAAAUUUUCCACAAGUACUAAUUGUUUCUGGUGAUAUGCAACUCUUUCAUUGGAAGUUUAGAUGAAAUAAAAUAAAUAAGAAAUAAAGUUAAGUUCAAAUAAAUCAGUUUUUUAGACAUAUUGUAGAGUAGGAAGAUUCCUGUUCAUAUAACGAUUAUACUAGAUUAUAUCUAAAGCAUCUUCCAAUUGUGAUUUUUUUGUGAUUUAUAUGUCUAAUUCUAUUUCUUCUAUUGAGUGAUGGUAAUAAGAUUGUUUUCUCAUUUCUGCUCUUCUGCUUUGGAACCAACAUUAUAGGAAAGUAAGAGGUUUUUUUUUUUUAAUUUUAAUGGAGUCCAAGGGGACUCUUGUUCAUGUUUUUAAGAGAUGGAAAUUUUCAUCGGUUUCCGGGUUAGCCAGUAGCAUUUUCUUGAAUUAUAGUCUUAGUCACCAGGAUAUGGAAGAUCAGAGAUCUUCCUAUUCAAUGCCCUCCAAAGAAACUCAAGCCUAAGGAUGUCCAAUGAAAUUAUCGUAAAAUCACUCAUUGUUGUUUUAAUUUUGAGACAUAUUUUCUUCAAUGAAAGGUAAGAGAAAUGGUCCUGAUCAUCUCUGAGAUCCUUUAAAUCUCCUUUAAUUUACCCAUUAAGAUCUAUUUUUUAAUAACAAAAUUAUAGGAGUCUAUGGUGUAAUAGGUUCUACUUCUUUUUUAACCUAAUUAAUUAUGAGUAUUUGAUGGAAUGGCCUGACUGAAUUUCAUGAUCAGUCUACAUAAAACCAGGCUUUAACUCAUUAUCUCUAGCUCUCUUUCUUUGAUAGUCUUUUAUUGUUUUUCUCUAGUUGGUUUAGGAAAAGCACUAAACCAUCUGAUGUAGAUGCACAGAUAUCUGCUCUCCCUUUCAACAAGGGCUGUCAAAACAUUGACAUCUUUUAGCUGGUCCAAAAGAAUAUUAAGAGAUUGCAGAACUCUGAAAAUGUUAUGAAAAAUAUGGUGAACUGCUAGACUCAUGAUCACUGAGCCUGAAGGGCUAAGAAAUUGUCUGGCUCCAUUGGCUGCAUAGGAACAGAGUUUAGCUACCAGACUAUUGCACUUGGAGUCAUAAAGGCCUGGGUUCUAGUCCUGCCUUGGACAUUUAAUAAUUAUUUUCUCCUGGGAAAGACACUUAACCUCUUUCUGUGCCUCAGUUUCCUCAGCUCUAAUCUGAGGGUGUUGCACUAAUUUCUAAGUCCUUUUCUAGUUCUUGCAGAGUUGGAAUUUACAGAGUAGGAUUCUGAUACCUAGACAGAAGUGGCUUACCCAAAGUCAUGCAGAAAGGUAGUGUCAAAAGUCCCUUGCUUCCCACUCUAUUGAUUGACCACUAAAUCUCACUAAUUCCUAGCUAACUGAACACUGGUAUAGUAUUUGCACUGUAAUUUAUUUCCUCAAUCUGAUAGUCCAGGGCAGCACAUACGUGUGUUUUUGUUUUUUUUUUUUAAACCCCUACCUUCUGUCUUGGAGUCAAUACUAAGUAUUGGUUCCAAGGCAGAAGAGUGGUAAGGGCUAGACGAUGGGCGUCAAGUGACUUGCCCAGGGUCACACAGUUGGGAAAUGUCUGAGGCAAGAUUUGAAUUCAGGACAUCCUGUCUCUAGGCCUGGCUUUCAAUCCACUGAGCCACGCAGCUGGCCCCUCAUUUUCUUUUGUUAGAAGAGAUAUGUCAUCGGGUAGACAGAAGGAACUGUUCAAAAAUUAUAAUGAAAUAGCAAGAUAUCACAUGCAAAAAAUCAUCUUUGUCUUUGAGGCUCGUCUCAGGAUGUUGCAAAGUUAAGGGGCUUGCCUAUAAUCACAUAGCUGCUCUGUGUCCGGGGCCAGAGUUAACCCCAGCUCAUAACUUCAGUGUCUCAAUAACACUCUGCUUUUAAGAUCCGGCCAGUUUAGUUAAACUCCUCUGACACCAUGCUGGCCUUUCUGACAUUAUGCCUCUGAAGCACUGACGUCUUUUUCGCACUAUAGUGUGUGUGAAUUAGAUUCUGAGGGCAGCCCAUGUGAAACUGAUUGAUGGCAGUGAACCCUCAAUGCCACAUGACAGAACAACAAGGCGAAGGUCCCAGUGACAUGGUUCACAUCUAUUAGACCAGGUUAGUUAUUCUGUGCCCAGUUCAGACAUUUUAUUGAAGAAUCAGCUGCCUUUCACUGAAAGGAGCCCUUGUUUUUUGAGAGUAUCAUAAAACAAGAUAAUACUACUAGAUAACAGUGUUUUGGGGGGAUUUCACUGAGAAUAGGCAGAGGGAUACUAAUUAGCAUUUGGUGUUUGUUAUGAAAGGUAAGCUCUUGGGAGGUGGACAAAAGCUGCAGUGAUGGUUUCUGUUAUUGUGAGCACAGUAAUAACCACUAGAAAAACAAGAAGAACUUGAGCUCUUUGUAGGGAAUUUCCCCAUCCCCCACCCUUUCUCAUCACGGUUUAAUUUCUUAAAUCUCAGCAUAUUUUGAAUUCGGUUGCAAUCUGAGUUUUGUUUCCCUAAAUGGAAUUGCUUCUGAAGUUGCUAAAAUAAAUACAACCUAAAGUCUUGCCAUCACAUUUUUUAAAAAUUGCCUAAUAAGAGAUCUGGAAAAGAAACUCUUUCAAUUAUGUAAAAUACCACCUACUCUCAUCACAUAGUUAGUACAAGGGGCAUGAAUAAGUCAGUAGCUAGUAGGGAUAACACUGUUAUCCACUUUGGAUAGGAUCAUCUUCAGGGAGGAUUGAACCUCGUCUUGUGCUGCAGUAAUUAGAGAGCUGGUAAUAAAGUCUCUGCCACUCACUUCAGCACUAAGAAUCACUGCUCAAUGAGCCAUCCUGAAUGAUAUCUGCUAACUGUUUGUAACAGCCUUCUGCUCGUAGAGGAAACCGGGCUAUUGCGUUCCUUUAAAAUGUUCAUGCUUUGUUAAGGAUGAAAUGGAUUUCCAAGGAAGAGAGGGAUUUAGCAAUAAUCAUGGAGAAAUUGCUGCCUGGGUGAACUCCCCUCAGGCCCACAGUCAUAGUUAUUAUCAUUUUGAUCAAUGAGCCUCACUGAAGGGAAAAUCCCAGAAGCCUUUAAGCAUCCCCACCAAGUAGCCCUUCAUGAUUUUUUUUUGUACCAUUCUGCAUUGUUUUACUAUGAGAUUAAGAGUUAUAUUUCAUGGUCACCCAAAUCCUGUAAAUUAGGAAAUAGUGACUUUAGAUAUCUGAAGAAAAGAAGCAGUCACACCCGAUUGAAACUUCUUUGUCCAUUUGUGUUUGCCAGUUAGGGUGGUAGCAGAAAACACAGACUCAUUUGUUGGGCAGUUAUCACUAUCUCCCCCCCCCCAUCACAUAUGCCUGGAAACUCAAUUCAAAAGUGUACCCUUUUCUAAUAGGUUAUUCUUUCUUUUGGAAAAAUAUCAUUAAUGAGAUUCACUCUUGGACCAAAGUAAGCCAUAUUUUUAGCCAACAGUGAGAGCCAAGAAAUAACUAAAACAAUGCUCUUUAAUAAGUUGUGAUAAAGCCCCUAUGAGGUGCUUGGGAUUGGGAUCCUUCCCUGCUGAGGAUAUAAAAACAACAUAAAAAUCAGUUAUUGUCCUCAAGGAGCUUCCAUUCCACGAGUGGGCUACAACAAGAAUAAAACUCUCUAAUCACAGUAUGUGUAAAAUUAUGUAUAAAGUCAUUAAAAGUGUGGACUUAGUCCUGUGAAUAGAUCAAUUUAGUUUUAACAGGAUUCAGAGAGGAGAGUGAUUUCUGAGGGUUGGCACAUGAGGACUUCAGGUGGCCAAUUAAAAAAAUAUGCCUUGCAUCAUGUCACUUUUCUAAUGAAGGUUUAUUAGUAGUAAAAAGAAAAGAAAGAAUGCCACUCUUGAAUUGACACCAUGGGCCAUGCCAAAAGAGAAUAUUCUGUUUUGUAAUUAUUAGCUUGCAACUGUUUCUUCAACCCUUUUGUCACUUCAGUACCCUUCAAUUCUAGCAACAUCAUUAAGUGUCUCAUGUAUGUAUGCCCCUAUACUCCAUCCUGGUAUUGUUAAGUGCUUAGGAAAAUAGUAAAUUUAGAAAACAGAUCCCCGUUUUCCUCAGCUAGGAAGAACAAAUAAGUUUUCAUCGAUAAUAGUAAUUAAAAAAUAACAAGUGAAAAAUUUACUAAAGGGAUAUAAAACAAAAUUAUGUGCAAAGUCAUCAAUCGAGAUCCAGAGGGAUGAGGGAAGGCUUCUGGGAAGAAAUGCAAUAGGGGCUGAGCUUUAAAGACUGUUUUAGAAUCAUGGGUGGACAUAGGGAUGAAGUACAUUCUAGGUAUGGUCAUAAGGUUCUUAUUCCAAAUUGAGGAGACUAGAUUUACACAGGAAAGGAUCAAUGUCUAAGAUUAUACAGCUGUCCAUUGCUUUAUUGACAGAUAUAAUAAAGUACUAUGUGAUGACAUCCAAACAGUUAAAGAAGAGGCAGGAACAAAGGGAGAAGAAUUGAUUAGGAAAAAGCUUCUCUCCCCAAAUUCUAGUAGGACAAUAAUGACUUCCUUGUCCAAAGAUGUGUUCAGAUCAAUGCUGCUGAUUAUCUCUGCAGGGUGUUUUAAGAGAUUCCUCCAUUUGGAGAGUGAUUAUCCUAGUUGCUCAACUAGGAGAUUCUUUCUAGUACUUGACCUGUGACACCCAGGUUAGGAGGCCAUCUCAGAAUGGGAUGAGCAUCUUUGCCUCCAAUAUUACAAAUUCACUAGAUGUUUUCCUUCUGAUUUCUUUCCACGGUAUAGUUGAAAAUGUUUGAUUUGGAGUCAGAGGAUGUGAGCUGCCAUCCUGACCCUAUUAUUUAUUUGUACUGUGACCUCCAACUAGUCUCUCUCCAUCACAGAACUGCCUAGGAUUUUCGAGUUUGGAAAGGGUUUUCAGUGACCAUCCUAUCCUUGAAAAGGCAUGUCUGAGAAGUAGCUGUUCAGCUUUUACCAGACAAUCUCUAGGGAGAGCAAACUUUUCUGAGGCAGACUAUACAUUUUGGACAACUCUAUUGUUAAAAAAGUUUUUCCUUAUAUUAAACCUAAAUUAUCUCCUUCGUAAACUAUAAAUCCAAGUUCUACCUUCUGAGGCAAAGAAGACCAAGUAUAUUUCCUCUUGUAAAUUAUAGUCUUUCAUAUACAUGAAUAUAGAUAUCAUCUUCCCUCUGCUACAUCUCUUGGCCUCAGUUUACCUAUCAAUAAAAUUAAGAGGUUGGACAAAAUGACUUCUAAUGUUCCUCCCACAUGUAAAAUCUAUCAUUCUAUGGCAUGUAAAAUUUCAAUCUUUCAGAGAAAACAUUGAAUGAACAAAAAAUUGUCAUACCGAUACAGAUUAAUUAUUUGUCCAGUAUGUUAUUAUCUUUUGCAUUAAUACAAUGGACACCUUUUAUUUUGUUUUUUCACAAGCCUUGAUUUUACUCCCACAUAUCACUUAAAAAAUGUCAUCUCUAUCUGCUGUCCUCAGCCCCGUACCCAAACCCUUCUUUUCCCUAAUAAAAUUAUAGUAUUUUGAAAGAGAUCUAACUGAGGUUCAGAAACGAUAAAUACUUUUCCUGAAAUCAUACAGUUGUAUAUUUAAGAUUAUGCUCUCUUUCUCCCAAUCCAAGACUCUUCAUAGCAUACUACCAGAAAGGCAUAAUAAUACAUCUCUGGCAUAAUUUGUAGCAAAAGAGGAAGUUCUUUUUUCCUUAGAAGAAUUAAGAGGAAGAGAGGAUAAUGAGGGAAGCCCUCCCUCUCACCCAGUCUCUUCUAAAAAUGCCCCUGAUCCCCUCAUUGGUAUCAUGUCUUAUUUUAGUGAAAGUUAAUAAUCUGAAAUCAUUUUACUUUCAUGAAAGGUGACAGGGUAUCUUUAAAAAGGAAAUUGACAAGUGAAGACUCAUUCUCAACAUUCAUAUUUUUCUGUUUUUUCCUUGGAAAAGUUUUGAAUUUUAUAACUUUCCAGUGACCCUUCCACCCAAUAUCUCUAGAGUUUGCCAUGUAUUUGUAAGUGGCUGAACUACUUCAUGAUUUUCCUUUUUCUAAAAUACUUUGGUAGAUAAUGGAUAUGAAUGAAUUUUGAGUUCUUCCCUAGAAAGUUAUUAUAGAAACAUGGGUGAUGAUUUAAAUGAUUAUCUCAUUGCUUUGCAUGUUCAUGAUGCAUAUUACAGAAAAAAUAAAUAUCAUUCUUUUCAUUUUUCCAACUUAAAAAUAUUUGAGCUAUUUAUAGUCUUUCUCAUCUCCCAUGUCCAAGAAAUUGAAAAUGCUCACUGGGUUCAUAUCAAGAGAGAUUUGAACGUAAAAUUUGAAAACAGAGAAUAUGCUUGGAAAAAGUUGAUAAUUAUAUUGAAAAAAUUUUUGUUUGUCCCUAUAUAUGAAUUGUGUAAUAGUCCAAGAGGUCAAUUGAAAGGGCAUUUCAUAAUAUAAAAUUGGAGACCUGAAUCAAGACCUAUUUUCAUCUAUAACUGAACUCUUCAUCGGGGAAUGGGAAUGCUGAGUUCUUAUACAUGACGUAUCUAGCAGCCCCACGUUUUAGGCCCAACUUGAUUUGUCAGGCAACAAAUGCACACUUAUAUUGUUCCAGUGGAAACAAGGCAUGGCAUUUUGACUUGGCAUGAUUGUACUCUCUUAAGAAUACAGGAAUUGAACCCAAAAAAGUCUGCAAAUAAACACAGGCUUUUUUAGAUUGCUGAAAAUAGAAAAAAAGUAACAGAAAUGAAUGAGAUGGAAGGAAAAUUCCUCAAGAAGAUGCUGAAAAGUCAAUGUUACUCAACCCCCAAAGAACAUCAGGGGAAAAACUGACUUAGUGGAAUAACAGGAAGAUUAGUCACUUCUGGAAGACAAGAAACCAAAAAAAAAAAAAAGGAAGAAGUAUUUAAAACAGGAAUGUGGAAUUGGAAGUGUGAGUGCGGAAAGAAAGAGAUGAGCUAAUAGGGCGAACUGCACAGGGCUAAAAACAGAAUAUGACUGUCCAGAUGAAACAGCAAAAUAGAAAGUUUAUGGAAGGAAGAGACAGAAAGAAAACUAGAGGAAGCCUGUCAGUGUGGAUUCAGAAGAGGCUGAAAAAAUAAAGGAUGGACGUGCUUGGCUUGAGUCAAACCUGUUAAAAUGUGGAAAAUGGAAAAGCAUUUCCCUCAAAACAAGUUAAAUCUUCAACCAUUUUUAUGUAUUGAAAAGUAAAGUUAUUGACUCAAAUAUCUUGAAGUAGGUGUGAUGUACCAUGAAACAGUGAAGCAUGUUGGGAUUGAAAAUGAUGAAUCAUAUAUUUUCCUCAGCACUACAGAGAGUGUUACAUCUUCCUCCCCACCACCCCCUCCACUCCCACUCGAAUUUUCAUGAGUAUUUCUACAAUAUCAUAGUUUUUCCUCUUGGUAAUUUAUAGAAAUCUUUAAGAGGAAAAUAAUUAACUAUUCAGGCUAAUACUAAUUGAAUUACAUUUUUUAUCUUUUCCCCUCAUGUCUUUGUUUUAUUUUAUUUUUCUGGGGGAAGUUAUUGGGGAUUUUUAUGAAGUUAAAAAUAUAUGCCCUGUAUGAUUUGACACAUAGUAUGUGGAAUUAGAGGAGGCAAAAGGGUGUCAUAGGGAGACGGCUCAGUUCAAGUCUUGUUUCUGACCCAUACUGGCUUUGUGUGACCUUGGCUCAGUCAUUAAUCCUUGAAUGUCACAGGUCAUUCUCUAAGAUUAUAAAUGGCAGAAACGUUUCUUAUCUGCCUUUGUGGAAGGCACUUUUAUAUGAAAAGUUUUCCAUAUUGCAGAAGUCAUAUAUACCAGCUAUUGGUCACCAUCACAGACCAUCAUCAGAGAUAUAGAGCUGUAGGACUUUAUUGUUUGUAAAUGCCCAUGUCUCAUUUUGGAGAUGGAGAAACUGAGAGCCAGAGAAGGAGGUCAGUGACUUACUCUGGUUCAUAGAGUUUUUGGACUAGAAACUCAGUUUGUUGACUUCCACAUAGAGUGCUCCUUCCUCUGACCCGCCAUAUUUGAGGAGUUCCAGAGAUGGACGCUCUUGAUUGCACUUUGCCAUGUUAAAAAAAAUGAAGACAUAUGAAACUCUGAUUAUAUCUCUAACAGAAUUAAUGAGCAGGAGAUAGUUCUUCCCUGGUACACACUUUUAAAACAGCUAGUUGUAUGCAUGAAAGUUGUCCCUUCAGAGUAAGAGGGAAAAGAACUCUCAACAUUCAAUCAAAUAAUUUUGCUAUAGGAGAAAAAGUUGUGAAGUACAAAUAUAAAUAUAGGUAUAUAAAACAAUUUUAAUAUAUGUAUAUAUGCAUACAUGUUUAUAAAUGUAUAUGUAUGUAUACAUAUAUUUAAUGAGUCUAUUUAUCACAUAUGUGUACAUAUACAUGUGUAUCCAUAUAUACAUACUUAACAUUUGUAUAUCUAUAUACUUAUAUGAAAUACUGCAUUUCUUGUAAAAUGAACUAACUUGAAUUGAUUUGUUAGAAAUUCCAAAUAUUAAAAUGUAAAAUAAAAAAGAAAACAGCUUUUCUUUAGGAAUCUUAAGUCUUGCUCUUGCUUGACUAUAAUUUGCUACCCUUUCUGUUUCAUUAAAGAUUCAAAAUGGCCCCAUAUGAGAAUGUUUUGGCUUGUCCCUGGCCUUUAGGAUGGUCAGUUUGGUUGUGUGUCUAAAGUAAGCUUUGUAUCCCCAGAUGAUCUCCAAUGUGAAGACAUUCCAUUUUCAGAAGCUCAUUUGUACUUUCUAAAGAAGUGAUUACCAAGAUCUCUUGUCUCUGGAGUUUGUUUGGAUAUUAAUGUUUUAUUUUCUCCCCAACUAGAAAGUAAUUUAUUGCCUCCAAUGUUUUUUGUUUUGGAAAGAAUUGUUUAUCAAGUUACUUUCACACUCAGUUUUUUAUUUGAAAAUAUCAAGUUAUGAAUCUUGAAUGACUCAUCAAUUUAUAAUAAGCCUUUAGGGCCUUUUACUUUCAGGUCACCAGUUCGGAUGUGGUGUGAGUCAGGCAAACAACUGGGAACAAUUACUAGGAUCAUAGUUAUAGGGCUGGUAAGAACUUCAGAAGCCAACAGAUUGGUGACAGUUCACCUUAUCUUUUGUGGAUCUAGAGCUCCACCUCAUUUUCUAGUCAUCUCCACUCUAUUAGGCUGCUUGCUCACAUCCUUUCCCUUCCCAGAUCCUUUGAUAUGUUGUCAUCUUCUAUUAGAAUGUAGGCUCCAGAGGACAGGGACUGUCUUGCUUGCUUCCAUUUGAAUGUUCUUCACUUAUCACUGGGCCUGACUCAAAGAGCACAUAGUGAACCCCCAAUAAAUACCUUUCUCUCUUUCUCUUUUUCUCUCUGUCUCUAAUUCUCCUUCUCUGUCUUCUUCUCUGUCUCCUUUGUCUUUGUCUCACUGUAUUUGCCUGCCUUUCUGUCUGUCUCUCUGUCUCUCUCCACUUAUUUCAACCUAUCAUAUCUAUCUAUCUAGUCCUAUCAUGAAGUCUGUCUUGUAAUUCCUACUAUCUAUGCAUCUUGUCCUACCAUCUGUUCAUCUAACUAUCAGGCUAUUUAUCUAUCUAGACCAAGUCUUGAGUCAUUGAGUCCAAGGAGGUUGUGAUUUGCCCAACAUCUCACAGGUCUUCCAAAUAUAUGUGGUCCAAUUUGGUGUCCUUGAAGUCAGAGUCCCUGCUCUUCCCAUCAUAUUGUUAUUUAGUUGUUUCUGUUGUGUUCUACUCUUUGUUUCCUCAUCUGGGGUUUUCUCAGAAAAGUUCCUGAAGUAGUUUGCCAUUUCCUUCUCCUGCCCAUGUUACAGAUGAGGAAACUGAGGUCAGCAGGUUUAAUAAGUGACUUGUCCAGGAUGCCAUAGUUAGUAUCUGAGACUGGAUUCAAUCUGAGAGAGAUGAAACUUCCUGACUUCAGGUCCAGUGCUCUAUCCACUGAGGCACACAGUUGUCCCAUCCUUCCACAUUGUACAUUAACCUUGAGCAUAGCCAGUUAGUUGCCAGAUACCUUGAGAACAAUGAACUGGACAUGUCAGUGAAGACUUUCCCAUUGAGGAAUGUUAGAUCUAUAGAGAUUCUCCUAGCUAGAAUGGCUCUUCUUGGCUAUAUUCAAGGAUCAUUGGUAAAAUGCCUUUUAGGCAGAGAGAGUCCUUGCUAUUGUCUAGCUCUUCUUUUGGGCUCCACUGGGAGGGCUUUUACAGUGUCCCGGGAAUGAUGUCCUCUUAUCAAAAUGAGUUGGCUAGAACGUUGUUCAGUUAUCGAUGCAUCAUGCUAUUAAAACCAGAAGCCCAUAGGUAUAGGAGAAAGGCAGAGGAAUGAAAUCUUUUCUUUUUAUGAACUUGGAUUACUGGAUGCAAAUGGGUUGUGAUCACCCUUACUCCAUCCUUUAGCAAGUAAAAUAUGUUUUUCUUACUGUAUUUGGAUUGGAAAUUCAGGUCUGUUGGCCUUUCUGUUGAUUCCUAUGUCAAGUGUAUAUAAUAGAAGGAUUAGAAGGGGAACAGGGGCAAUGGAAGUAGAGAGGGAAAUGGGGAGAAAGGGUGAAGAUAUUCUCCCCCUCUCUUUUUCUGGGAGAGAGGUAGCAAGUCUUGUACCCCUGAUUGAGGGAAUAUGUCUCCUCAGAGGAUAGUUUUGGGAGAUGGAAGACAAGAACUGGAGAGAUUAGCUUUGUUAAGAUGACCCACUGCCUCCCCUUUGGUCCCAGUUAUUGUUCUGAGGCAGGAUGAAUUCUUCUGCUUCUAGUCUCCUUAGGGACACCUGCUGUCACUUGCUUCUAGAAACCUGGGCUCACCCCACUCUCAAGGAGAGAUGUUGUUCCUCGGGUUAGGCAUUUUGGAUCACUAAGAUCCUGAGCUAACUUUCCCUUUUUGGGGAGAGAUGUGAUUCUCCCCAAAUAUUCUGUCCCCUUUUCUAGUGUCAGAAACCAGCCAGACCUAAUUCUAAAGUAGUAAAGAAUUUAUUUGGGUUAACACAGGGAAGGAGAGUUAAGGGUAUCAGGCAAGGAAAGUAGUGGAGCAGGAAACCCUAAAACUUUUCCCUUCUGGCAGACUGCCCCCUCAAGUUCUUGGGUGCUGAGAGUACCUUGAACCGUCUUCCUGUCAGCUGCUGGUUGAUCCCUAUUCCUCAGCUAACUCACUUUUCAUUCAGGAGUCCAGGAGAACUGAAUGUUCUCCUGGUCAGGUAGAAAUGUAGAAGGCGAUCUUGACAGCAUAUUUCUCUAUAGACAGCUUCCUUUCAAAUUCCCUGUCUAUUGUAUUCACAGAUGACUCUGUGCUGUUGUUGAGAGUGGGGAAGAGCUGUCCAGGAGUUCACAGGGAAAGCUGUUGAUUCCCAGAGAGAUCCAGCUUCUUCCCAGCUUGGGAGGUUUGCCUCCUUCCUCCCGCUCUCCACUGAAGAAGCACCCAUCCCCCUUCUGUUCUCUGACUGGAAUCUUGAGGGUUUUUUUUUCCAUUGCACCUCCAUUAAUUCCUCCCUUACAUGUAUUAUAACAACUUCAUAAAAGAAAUGUAAAGAGGUAGAAGAAAAGGCAGGUACUCAUGGAUAGGAUAUUGGCUUUGGAAUCAGUGUUGUCCUUUGUCUGAAUCAUACCUCCCUCAUGAGCUUUGUGGUGAUGGAAAAAGCAAUCAAUAUCUCUGCUUCUCCAAGUAUCCCUUGAGCAAAUUUGGUUAUUGCUUAAUUGGAGUAAUAAUACCAAAAGUAACCUGUAUUUUAGAUUAUCUUUGAGUUUCAAAUGAGAUAAAGCCUUCUGUAAAUCUUUGAUCAUUCUUCAAAUCCCAGGCAUGUGAUUUUACCCAGAACUCCUGCAAUACAAUGUCUAUCCUCUUCUUUUCAUAAAAUUAAUGGGAAUUAUAUUCUAUGUUUCUUACUGCUAUUCCAAGAUCAUAAGAGAGCUCUUCCUAGUGCCAUGAACUUAGAUUCAGCUAUUGGACCUCCAGGCUUCCGGGGUUUGUGGAGAAAUUAGAGAAAACUCACAAUUAUUCCAGAAGGUUAGACUCCACAUGGAAGACGUGUGGAGAUUUUGUCAUUAUCCAGAUGACUUGGAGCUUUGCUAAACUGGUCUUUGAUGGACUUACUUUUGUCUUUGGUAACUUGGAAAAAGCAAAACAAAACCGGGAGAGUCUGUAGGAGGACACCAGUGUCUCUAAAUCGAUUCCUUCAUCCCCCAAGUAUCUCAAUCUAGAUGCAUAUCAUGCAGUUCUCCUGGGCUAUAUAGAACUCCCUUCUAAGCCUAAAAAAAUUGCUAGAUGAUGUAGUUGACAGUAUAGACUCAACAAAAAACCUGAAUUCAAAUCCCACUUCAGACUUAUUUGACUGCAAACCUGGCAGGGCAAUUCACUUAAUUAUUCUUAGCCUUUGUUUAUCCAUCAAUAAAAUGGGGACAAUAAUAAUAAAAAGUUUUUAUGAAAAAUAUCUUUCUAAGUUGAUGUUAGAAUUAGUAUCAUUGUUAUUAUUAGAGGACUUGAAAGAAACCCAUGUCUGAUUCUAUAGUAAAUGUACACAUCAGCAUAGUCUUCUAUUAACAGCAUUUAUGAGAUCCUAAAUGGUCUACUAUUGUUUUGUUUCAUGGGCCUUCUGAAAAUAGGAUGUUCAGCUAUCUAUUGCCUUGAAUUUCCUUAGCAAAUGUAGUAAUAAGAUCCAAAUGCAGGGCUACUGGGGGCUUCCUUUGGGUCUAAAGUAUGAAUGGCCAGCAGAGACCCCUGGAUGAGGAAUCGAAUAUCUAAUUACUACUGAAGGCGAUGCAGACAGUUGAAGUAACCUGAGUGCUAACAUUGCUUCAUGUUUUUUGGAUUUAAUGAUCAUAAAGGAAUAGGGAUGGAGUCUGGACUUGCAAUUCCAUGGGGAGAGUGGACUCCCAGAUGAGGAAAGUCCCUGACACCUUCUCUGAAAUCACCUAGUCUUUGAAAUUGGCCCAGAACACUCAGAAGUUAAGGAUCACAUAAUACUUUCCAUUUAUUCAGUCAUUAAGCAAGUCAGCAGAGUUGCACAAAUCAUUGCAUUAGGGCUGUAGCCUUGGGCAUUGCUUUAUGCAAUCAAGCUUCAACAAGUUUUCUUUUUUUCAAAGUUGGAAGGGGGUGGUGAUGGGAUGUCACAUCCUUCCUUGGAGACCAAAGACAUGCCUCAACCCCUUUGUUUACAACCAGAUUUCCAAUCCCUCCCCCCAAAAAGAAAGGAGAGAGAGAGAUUCUUUGAAUGCUUUUAGCAGAUUUAAACUCUGAUUAAUGUAAGCCAUUCAUCAUUUAGGCAAUCCUCGGCAAAGCAAACUGAGAUCUAUGAAGAACAAGGUAAUGAUGCAAAUUAAUAUUGAAAGUGGGAGGUGAAUAAGGCGAAGAAUGUUGCGUAGAAAUACAUUAUACUCAAAGUAGGUGGGCCUAACCUUCUCCUUCUUGCUAAUGAACAAUUCUACUGCUCCACUGGGGAGACAAUAGAUUCCUUGGUAUUUAUGUUCUUUCCUUAAUAACCUCUUGAAUGGAGAAGUGAUUAUCUUUAUUUGUCUCCAUUCCCCUUUUUUCGUUUUGUUGGUUUAGGCUUAAUCUUCUCUGGAGCUUUUUGGAACAAAUGUGCUUGCCAUUUUGGGGAAAUAAAUGAUGUCAUGUCGUGAGUCAAGAAAAUGUCUUCUUAAAAAAACAUUACGUUUUCCUCUGUUUUCCCGCCACAUUCUAGCUGCCCAAUGAAUUCAGUGCUCCAUGGAUAAAAGAAGUUUUAAAUGGAAAACAUGACAGAGGCAGCAAAAUGUAGGAGAGAAGGAAUCUUUGCCCAGUCUCUGUCCUCAAGUAAGAUCAAAGUUUCUGAUGCUUGCCGCUAACCUAUCUCCCAGGAGCGUCAAAAAGAUUGCAAAAAAUUGAACAUUCUUUCAAGUGCUUCUUUGCCAGACAGCUGUAGUAGUCAUAGAACCCUGAGAAAAGUGGUACAAACAAUGGGUGUGUUAUCACAGAUGCCUCAUUGUAAAGUGCCUCUUCUUUCUUCCAGUAAUAGGAAAUUACAGGUCUUUCCACUUGCAUGCUGGGGAAAACAAAAACAAAAACAAAAAAACAAAAAAAGACGUUCUCCUUGCUCUUUCCUUCAAAUGACUGAAACUCAUGCUCAGACUUUUCAUCAUAACAGUGUAUUUUUAUAGUAACAUACCUAUCAGAUUAACGUGGGAGCAGAUUUCCAGCAUGAUCAGGGAAAGGGAAGCACCUGUUUGGGAGUAUUUUAGGAAAUAGUACGAGGGAACAUGUACAGUGUCUCUAGGUAAACAAGAUUGCUUUGGCUAGCAUCCUGCAAGGAGGUGGGUCUCAACGGUCUGCUCCAGCUAUUGCUGCUGCUACUGCUGCUUCUCAUUUUGCUGGCCAAGGGAAAGUGGCUGACCUGGCAUAUCCCUUUACUCUUGGUGCUGCAGCAGCCACUCAGCAGAUGGGUUCAGGGGCACCUUUUGGAUCCUUUACAUGGCACCCUGGCGAGAGGAAGCCGUAUCUUAUAUCUUGAAGAUCCAGCAUGGAGGUGGCUAAAGGAUGCUGUCUUUUCUUCUCCAUCUUUCUCUUUACUCCUCUCUACUGCUUCCUUUGGCCUUUUUACCCUUAAAUACCCUAUAUUAUAAAACUGGGAAACAUUAUAAGAUACUUUAAUUCUUAUUGAGUAAAGCUUAUUUGGAAGAUUCUAGAUUUAGAGCUGGAAUAUAUCACAAAGGUCAUCUAGCCCAGCUCCUUCAUAUUACAUGUGAGGAUACUGAGGCCAGGAGCUGUACAGUGGCUUAUCUAAGGUCAAUAUGGUAUUAAAGGAUAGAGUUGCCAUUUAAAUCCAGAUCAUUGGAUUCCUAAUUUAGCUUUUUUUUCACCUUCCCAUCAGCUUCAGUCUUGCUUAAUAAAAAAAAAGCUGAACUCUCUGAUUAAAUGAGUCUUCUCUUCUUGCUCCCUACCGCCCCCCCCCAAUCCCAACUAAAAUUUAUCCAUCAAUAGUAUAGAGACUGAACUUGUCAUUUCAAUGGUAUAUAGGCUUCCCAAAUGAGGAAAAUCCUUCUUCAAGUCCAGGUUGUCCCUCUCUGCAGCAUAUGUUUUCAGAGUGCUGUAUGUGUCUCAGCAGAAUUUCAACUCAGAUGACAAUCUCUUUUGCCACACACUAUUUCUUUCCUCGAUUUCUCUAUCCUUGUUUUUUCCCCACCUUUCUCCUUUUUCUCCUUAAUUGGCUUUUGCCAAGGGAGAAAAAGAAAACGAAGAAAGUUCCUUAUCUCUGUUAUCAAUAUUGAUGUUCAGAAAUUCUUGUUACUUUGUUCAUAUUCAUUCACAAAGAAGCAUUCCAGGGGUCAAAAUGACAUGCCAGUGGAGCUCUGAUGUAGUGGAAAGAUAAGUUGAACUGGCAGAAGUCUGGGUUUUAGUCCCCUCCUAGCACUAGCUAUCUGACCUUUGGCAAGUCAAUUCCAUGUGCCUUAAUUUCAUCAUCUGUAAAAUUGAGGAAAGAGUACUUGAACUCCCUACCUCAUAGGGUUAUUAUGAUGGAAGUGCUUUGUAAGCUUCUAAGCACUAUGGAUAUGCCAUGAUUGUCAUCGACUUUUGGGGCUCUUAAAAGAAUUCUAGAAUUGCUCAUUUUCACAGUGUUCUUCAUUCUCUUACCAUCAGCUGAGUUUUGGGGGCCUUUAUUUUAAAAUUCAUUGUAGCUUCCCUACAUUCCAAGGCUCUUUUCCAUUUUCCAGGUCUUUGUGGUGGGUACUUCCUCCUUUAUUUCUUCAUCUUUUCUUAAGAUAUUCUUGCCUUUUGGAGAAAGGGAAUCAUUCCUUCCCCUGCUGCCACUAUUUGAGUUUCUAUGCUGGAAGCUGAGAUGCCCUUUACACCUGCUCAAUUUUUAAGGCUUCCCAAGCUUUGGCUAUGGCUCAGUACUCCCCCUGUCAAAACCUUAAAGACUUCCCAGGCUCCAAUUCAGUGGUAGUAGCAGGUGGUGGACUGUGGACACUCUCCCACCAUCUAAGACAUUGGAGAGAAGAGAAUGACUGCUUGGCAUAGGCAUCUUCGAAAACACCAAGAGUCUUCCUCAGAACAUAUGAAAAGGGUCGCUGUUCAAGAGAGAAUUGCAAAUAUCUCCACCCACCCCCCCAUUUAAAAACACAAUUGGAAAUAAAUGGACGCAAUAACCUGAUUCAGCAGAAGAAUAUGGCCAUGCUGGCCCAACAGAUGCAACUUGCUAAUGCCAUGAUCCCUGGCGCCCCGCUGCAACCUGUGCCAAUGUUUUCUGUUGCCCCCAGCCUAGCCACCAACGCAUCAGCAGCCUUUAAUCCCUACCUGGGGCCUGUUUCCCCGGGUUUGGUCCCAGCAGACAUUUUGCCAACUGCCCCAAUGCUGGUUACCGGGAAUCCUGGAGUCCCAGUGCCUGCAGCAGCAGCUGCUGCUGCCCAGAAAUUGAUGAGGACAGACAGACUGGAGGUAUGUCGAGAAUAUCAACGGGGCAAUUGUAACCGAGGAGAAAAUGACUGCCGAUUCGCUCAUCCUGCUGACAGUGCCAUGAUUGAUACCAAUGACAACACUGUCACUGUGUGCAUGGAUUACAUUAAAGGGAGAUGCUCUCGGGAAAAGUGCAAAUAUUUCCAUCCUCCUGCCCAUCUACAAGCCAAGAUCAAGGCUGCCCAAUACCAGGUCAACCAGGCUGCGGCUGCUCAGGCAGCAGCUACUGCAGCUGCUAUGACUCAGUCGGCUGUCAAAUCACUGAAGCGACCCCUCGAGGCAACCUUUGACCUGGGAAUCCCUCAAGCUGUUCUUCCCCCAUUACCAAAGAGGCCUGCUCUUGAAAAAACCAACGGUGCCACGGCAGUCUUUAAUACUGGUAUUUUCCAAUACCAGCAGGCUCUCGCCAACAUGCAGUUACAACAGCAUACAGCCUUUCUCCCACCAGGCUCAAUCUUGUGCAUGACACCCGCUACAAGUGUUGUUCCCAUGGUGCACGGUGCUACGCCAGCCACUGUGUCCGCUGCAACAACAUCCGCCACAAGUGUACCCUUCGCUGCAACAGCCACAGCCAACCAGAUACCCAUAAUAUCUGCCGAACAUCUGACUAGCCACAAGUAUGUUACCCAGAUGUAGAAUUUUCAUCACCAAACAAUCAUACUAAAGAGAAGAGGACAGUGUGCUUGGUUAGAAUAAAGGACAAGGUCAUUAGCCAUAAUGUAUAUACUGACAAGCAACACACCCAGCCAAACCCUCAGCCAUAAAGCAUCCACCUAUUGCAUGUUAUCAAGACAAAAAGACAACAUGGAAACCCACUGCACACUGUUGCCUAGAUAUUUUGUAUAAUGAAUCGAUAUUUGUGCUGAGGUGAUCUUACUGUCUAAAAGAACAACAUUGUCUCUCUUUUCUAGCACAGAGAGAUGCAUAUGUAUUUGGGUAUGCAUCCACCUAGUUAAAUUCCUACAUACUCAUGCCAUCUUGAAAAGACAGACUAUGGUGUAACCAUGAUUCUAUCAUGUAUUGGUACGUCUGUAGACCAAGAUAUAAUUUUUUAAAAAAGUAAGUUUAUUUCUUUCAAGGUUUACAAAUAACAAAGGUGCACCUUGUAUUUAAAAUUGCCAUUAUAGAGGAAAGAGUGCAUGCACAGACAUUUUUGUUGAAGAGUAAUAUUUUUAAUGUAAAAGAUUGUAAGAGGUGGUGAGGGAGGGAUCUGACAGAGAUGAAUGUGCCAAGCAAAACCAUAGCUGUGUAUAUUUUAAAGCACAUCAUGGCUUUAAGUACCAUGUUGUUGAGGAUUCUCAUGAAGUGCCAUAGACUGUACAUCAGAGUAGAGUAUUAUUUCUUCAGUGUUAUUAUUUUCAGAGCCAUGUUUUGUUGCUUACUCGCGAAUACCGAUCAGUCAAAGGGCACCAUUCUUUUUUCGAAACCAAAGCUGUCUCAGAAAUGGCCCAUUUAACCUUCCAGUAACCAUAGGCAGCACAAAGCAAACUCUCAAAUAAACACAGAAAACUCACACAUACUGGAGAUAUAUAGAGAGAUAGAUAUAUAUAGAUAUAUAUAUAUAUAAAAUUAUUUUAAUGCAUUGUAGUGUAAUAUUUAUGCAUAUUAUACUGUAUAACAUGAUACUCAAAAAAAGGGAAAUGCCAUUUCUGAGACACGAUAACAAGAAAACAAUGUUUGAGGAACUUGUUUUGCUUCUAUUUAUAGCCUCUGUCAAAAGUCAAAAGACUAUAAAUGCUUUGCAAAAAUAGUUUCACUUUGUUUCAUUCUUCAUUAUAGUCACAUUCAAAAUAGUGACUCUAAACAGAGAGGAAGGCAGCAGCCCCAAUCAUUGGACGCAUGUUAAACCAAAAUAUGAAAAUGAUAAAGAUUUAAUUAAGUAGUAAUUGGGUGGGUUAAGUACUUGGGUGAAUUUUAUAUGUGAUUUGUUUUCCUUCUUUUAUUUCUAUUUUGUUCUGAUUAAUUGCUUAUAGCCUUAGAAAGCCUUUUACAAAAUUUUAAAAAAUAGAUGUGCAUUCAGUUUUUAAAAAAAUAGAUCCAUCCAAAGCAAUUCUUUUCCUUCCUUCCUUCCUUCCUUCCUUCCUUCCUUCCUUCCUUCCUUCCUUCCUUCCUUCCUUCCUUCCUUCCUUCCUUCCUUCCUUCCUUCCUUUCCUCCUCUUUCUUUCUUUCUUUCUUUCUUUCUUUCUUUCUUUCUUUCUUUCUUUCUUUCUUUCUUUCUUUCUUUCUUUCUCUCUUUCUUUCUUUCUUUCUUUCUUUCUUUCUUUCUUUCUUUCUUUCUUUCUUUCUUUCUUUCUUUCUUUCUCUCUUUCUCUCUUUCUCUCUUUCUCUCUUUCUCUCUUUCUCUCCUUCCUUCCUUCCUUCCUUCCUUCCUUCCUUCCUUCCUUCCUUCCUUCCUUCCUUCCUUCCUUCCUUCCUUCCUUCCUUCCUUCCUUCCUUCCUUCCUUCCUUCCUUCCUUCCUUUAUUUUUUGGAUGUUGCAGCUAGUAAAGGAUAUAUAUGUAUAUGUGCAUGUGCAUAUACAUAUAUAUUAUUUUUUGCCUGUUCAGCAAUUCUGAGCAUUGCUGAAGUGGGGCCAGGUCAUUAGUAGUAUGGUGUGGAAUGGAAGAAGAGAAGGUUCCGUUAUAGAACCUUCCAUACUUCGAUGUUUACGGCAAGUUUUUAUGCUCGAGAGAUAUGCUUUCUAGUAUAAGAAUGAUGUGUUGAUUUUACUGAUUGUACUGUACAUCUAUUAAAGCCUUAGAUUAUUACAUUACGGGUUGGACCCCAUACCAAUGUAAUUUCAAUCGUGUUAAGAAAGUAUAGGUAACUUCACAUGUUAUUGUAGUUAGAAUUUCAUUAUAGAAUAUUACUUAUUUUCUUUGUUAAAAUGUAGAUUUUAAUUUCCUACAUUUAUUAAAAUUGUUUUCAUUUUCUAUUAACAAUUGAAUACAUUUCAGUUUAUAAGAUUUUGUUUUAUUAGAUUUUACUGAUGAAUUUUUCAAAAUACAAAAAAAUUAGUUUUUUUCUUUCAUAACAUACUUAGUUUUGGAUUACAUGUAGUGUCAUAUAAGGAUUCGUAUUAUUGUUAACUAAAUGAUUUAUAUUUUACGGAUUUAAUAUUACAGUGUAAGAAUGUCAGUCAUUGUUAGUUCUUGUCUAGUUUUCAUUAAAAGAACAAAGAUCUUUUAUAUGGAUAUCUUAUAAUUAUAUAAUCAUUGCUAAGUAAGAAGUUAAGUUGUUGCUAUGGCAACAAUCCUGGCAGACAAUUGAGUAAUAUUUUGAUGAUUUAUUUUGUUUGUAAUUAGUUAUUAUAAGAAAAUCUAGAUCCUAGAUAUUAGAAUAAAAUUUAUUUUCUACUGUAUCCAUUUCAAAUGUUAAAGUAUUGUUUAAAUAUUUUUUGAAAUCCCUGAAUAUCAGGCCUUGUUAUAAUUAAGCUGCAUAAUCGAUAGAUCAAGGGACUUUUUGUUGAUAAUCCAAAUACUCAAAGUUUACGUAACAAGAAUUAUAGUGUGUGCAAACUCUUGAGGGUUGAUUAUGCUGCAGUUUAGCAUGUUGGAACGUUGAGGAAAGAAGGUUGACUUUUUGCACUUCUGUAUAUAGUCAAAAAAAAAAAAGAGAGAAACCUGUAUAAUAGUGAGAUCUUAUUUUGAAUAAAAACGUCUAUAAUUACAAGGAGUUUUGUUAAGGCUUAUAAAAAAAAUGACAGGCUGAGCAAAAUUGCUUGCAAAAAUGGCAGAGUUAGCACUCCAAACCCCUCCCAAAAACGUGGCUUUGCUUUUCGUGGACAGCUUGUAGUUUGCCAGGAUUUUUUCAGCUGGAAAGAUAUGCCAUCCUUCCAAGAUCUCAUGACUGACAACAGAUCCACUGGUCCCAAUAUGCCUGAAGAUCAUUGCCAAAAAUAGCAACCAUUAAGGUGAAAUCAUGGAUCAGAUAGUCCUUACAUUAUUCAAAACUACUGCAUGUUUAAACUAUCAAAAAUUAAUGAGAACUAUAUUAAGGAUAUAUACUAUUCAAACCAGUUUCUGACAAUUUCAGUGAUUUACUGUACACAAAACAAAAAUCUUCAAAAUGAGUAUCAACUCACAAAAAGUUAAAAAUCAUGAACAGGCAAACCAAACAGCACACCGUAGCUAUCGUUGUUAUGUGAUUUUUUUUUAUUGCUAUUAGUGAAUUGUUCUUUUAGCAGAUGAAAACAAACUCAAAUUUUACAGUUAGAAUUUACAAAAUCAGAAGCACUCAAAAUUGCAUUGUUUAUCAUGUAAUUCAAGAGUCAUGAACCAAGUGAUAUUUGGCUUUGUUUUUAUCGGUAUUAUCCAACAGUCACACCAAUCAGGUGAUGACGAUGUUGCACUUAUUUGCAAACCUGCAACUUUCAUCUGCUGAAAGGACAGACAUGCUUGAUUUUACUAUUAUGUAAUCACGGAAUUACUUUUGCUUGUAGUCGCUUUGAAUUAUGUAUUCUGUCCUUGGCUGCAAUUUGUUUUUAUGCUUAUUUUAUUAUUAUUGCAAUAGUUGACUUUGCUGUAUGGAAAAAUAAAGUAAAAAAUUGCCCUAAUAAAACUUCUCUUUCUUAAUUAUA
Molecule: messenger RNA, 25577 nt
Organism: Monodelphis domestica (gray short-tailed opossum)
Lineage: Eukaryota; Metazoa; Chordata; Mammalia; Didelphimorphia; Didelphidae
Source: RefSeq, a predicted model, not a curated record